This is a messenger RNA of Brenthis ino (lesser marbled fritillary), 399 nucleotides long. The record is from the annotation of a GenBank genome assembly. NCBI's taxonomy places the organism in Eukaryota, Metazoa, Arthropoda, Insecta, Lepidoptera, Nymphalidae.
AUGACGUUCAUGAUGCGGAAGCAACCCCGCUAUGAGGAAGAACAGUUCCACGUACUGCAGGAAGAGCAGACUAGCGUUGAAGAGGAACUUGUCCGUCGUGACGAGAACAGUUCUGCGCACUCCAAGAAGAGCAAACAUGCCAUGAAAAAGAAAAUACGAGCCGCCAUGGUAGCGCGAUGGAUUAAACAACUCCAAGAAUUUCAGUUUGAAGUAGAACAUUGUGGGAGCCACGAUGGCCUAAAACCACAGCAAUGCCGAGACUCUAUACGAAUAUAUAAGACCAUGCGAGGAAAGUUGCAAGAUGGAGUAUUACUCGUAUAUCACAAAUGGGAAAUUACACCUGAAAAUGAUAGCCAUCUUCAACUAGUUGUACCUAAAAUUAACCUAGGUACAAAGAGG